Messenger RNA from Porites evermanni, 4487 nucleotides. The record is from the annotation of a GenBank genome assembly. NCBI's taxonomy places the organism in Eukaryota, Metazoa, Cnidaria, Anthozoa, Scleractinia, Poritidae.
AUGCAGGAAUCAGACUGCCAAACAUUAGUUGACAAUGAGUCACUUUCAGUGCCCGAUUUGAAGGAAAUGGAGAUAUCUACCAAUAGUAAUGUAGUUUCAGAAAGCGGGGUGGAAUUGGCAGAAGAUGAAAGCCAAAGGCAAGUUUAAUUUGUUACCCUUCUUCUUUUCUAGUUUCUAACGUGUUUCUUUAGUUGGCAAUGCCUUGAAAUUUGCCAGCUUAAUUUAUCCAUCCUGCAUAUAAAUGACUGCAAUGAUGUUGAUUUUUUUCCUACUGUUUAUUUUAGGCCAGCUGCUCAAGACCACAGAGAAAAGCUGUGUGAAAUUCUUCACAGUCAGAAAGCACAAUAUGCUAUCAUAAUUUUGGUUGUUCUGGACAUGAUCAUUGUUAUUGCAGAAUUACUUCUUGAUUUAAGAGCUAUCAAAGGUGAGUGCAGGCAUAUUUGCUGCUGUCAGUGUGUUUUGUCGUUCCUAGUAUAGGCAAUCUAUUGCAUCUGCCAGAUGAUGAACCAGCUAGAGGUUACACUUUGUAUUUGUUGUACAUGCAGUGUUUAGGUCAAAAUGAAAAACAGGUUAACAUGGUUUUAGCCAUCGUGGACAUGAAUAUUUAUUAGACUCUUAUAAGGGUAAAGAAGCGAAGGGAACUGAGAUCAAAUCAAGCUGGUUGAAAUUAUUUUAACCUGAAUUUCAUUUUAACCUACAAUAUUAAAUAAUUAAACACCUGAACAUUGGAAAAGAUGACCUAGCAAACCAAAAACCUCCUUACUACAGUUUACAUGCAAACUCUAGUCAAGGACCUACAAGUAUUGCAAAUACCUACAGCCAUGGCCUCAGAUUGGGUACAGGAGUGAAGCAAAAUUGUGGUCACCUCCACAGCAGUAAGAGUUAAAAGAUGAUGAAAAUAAGUGUUGUCCAAUGAAACCAUUUUUUUCCCUUCUGGUUGUUUUAUUUCGCAAAUAAGUUCAAAAAAUUAAUUAAAUGGAUAAGUAAAAUAAUAUUGCUUGCUAGCAAGUCCAAGAGAUAAAUAUUUUGGGUAUGCCCAUUUACUCUCCUGGUUUACUUCUUGGAUAUACUGUGGGGGUUGCAUGUACACAGGUUUAACCAGAAGGAAGGAUGGAAAAGUAUUAAUAGUACUUAACUGAAUUAUAAUCAGCAGUUACCAGUACCAUACAAAAGACUUAUUGAUUAACCAAGCAAAACUGAAAAAUUAUAGAAUGACUGGGUAAGUGACAAUUAAACUAAUAAAUGACCCUUAAAACUGUGAUAAAAGGCACUGAGAUCAAGAUGUUAAAAAGGAGAGUACCAAUCACAUUAAGGUACAAUAAAAUGGACAACAUAAACAGGUGACUUGUCUUGCAACAUUGGUGCAAAACAAGUUCAAAAGGGACGUAAUGCAUUGUGUCAUCCACACAUCCAAUAUUUCUUGCAAAUAUGCAAUUGCAAACCAACUGGACUGCAUUUGUUGCAAGAAAGUUUGAAGUUUAAACAAGGGAAUGUUUCUUUUAUUUGUUGCAGUUCAUCAUGACAAUCCAGCACCUCAUAUCCUUCACUACAUUAGUAUUGCUAUUUUGUCCAUCUUUAUAAUUGAGGUAAUUAAACAAAAUUUUCCAGUUUUAAAAGGUCUUAAAGUUGCAUUCCAAGCCAACAAACUCACAAGACUGACCUUUUUCCAGUCUAUGAUUGCUUAUUACAGUCAAAGAUCACAAAAUACAUUACUUUCUCAGUCUUCUAGGGUGCCAUAAAUAGUAAUGACUUGUGUCAUAAGAUCCAUUUUAAUCAUAUUUUUCCCAUACAUUCUCACUCUACUCUGUACCUGAAAGGUAUUCGUCCAUGUUGAGUACAAUUAUUGCUAUAACUUUGAUGUGGCUGGCUGUUUCAGAAUGGCAUCUCAGUUUCUUAGGAACAAAUUUAGCUUAAGCCACGCCCAGAGUUUUAGGAGUUUAAUUUCAAUUUCCUUGAUGAGGAUCCCCUCCCACACCACACAGGAGAAACCCCCCACCUUUGGAAGAUUUGAUCAAACGGUGAUAUUUCACUCCUCUCUUUACAGUUGUUUCUGAAGGUCUAUGCUAUGGGGCUAAAGUUUUUUAAACACAAGAUGGAGGUUUGAUUGUUCAUUUUACCAAUGCAUAGCAUGAUAAACUAAAGUUCAAUGUUCAAGAUAAUUUUUAAGCUUAUUUUUUUGCCCUUUAUAUGCCCAUAUCCUUCUUUGGGAAAAUCAAAAUCUACAUGUAGAUUCUUGAAUCCAUUAUGACAGAUCUUGCAAAAUACAUUUGUAAUCUAAAACAUCUGGGUGGAUUGACAUUAUUAAGAAAAAAUUGGUUCUAAAAUAAUCAAUAUUUUUAGUUCAUAAUCUUUGCAUUUCUUGGUCAUUAAUCCAAAGCUUAUGCUUGGGAAAGAAUCCUUUUCCAUGUUGUUUUUUUAAGAGUCCACCAGAAUGUGAGAUUAAGAAGACUAAAAGUCUAGUGAUCUCUAGAGUCCACAGAAUGUGAGAUUAAGAAGACUAAAAGACUAAUGAUCUCUAGAGUCCACAGAAUGUGAGAUUAAGAAGACUAAAAUUUUAGUGAUCUUAGAUUUCCUUUUUUGUUGUUGUUUAGCUGCAUAUUAUAGUUCAGAAUUUUAGUAUUACUUUUAAUUUGGCAGGUGUUUGAUGGGAUUGUAGUGAUAGUGUCAUUUUCUUUGGAUGUUGCCUUCAGGUUUGUGUAGACAGCUUAAAUAUUUGAUGAUUGCUUUUUACAAAAGGCUCAUGGAUGACUUAUUUUACAAAGAGGAGGUUAAUUGUUAAUGAUGGUCAGCUUUUUCUCAUUACAGUGGAGAGGAAGGAGCUGUUGAUGGAGUAAGUCUAAUUGUUCUUCUGCGAUUGUGGCGAGUUACAAGAAUCGUAAAUGGUACGUCAGAUUUUACAUUUCAGGCCUUUUCAAAACAUUAAUGUUUUGCUCAAAAACUUGUAGUUUGGUGAUCAUGCAGGAAUAUUUUCAGAUUGUUUAUCUACAUAAUACAGUGUAUACGUACUGCAAGUGUAACAACAACAUGCACCUUACUUUCCCCACUAUUAUGUGUGUUGAUUAGCUACAAUUUAGUAUGUAUGUACCGUACAAGAGGGGAUGUACAAUGAUCACCUAAAAGCUAUCAGUCAUGGUGUGCAACAUGAGCUCGCUCUGUGUUGUGACCACAACCCACCUUUGCAUGAUCAAACUCAAAAUUUGGAUUUCAUCAACAGGCUCACAGGAGGCAGAGAACAAAGCCUUUGUUCAAUAUGAUAAUGUAUCAUAUUUUACAUUCCAAAAAAGGAGUUUAAUUUUUCCUUGUUACUGCCGCUAUGUUGUUUAGGCAACAAAAUUUUUACAGUUGUUUUAAAAACUAUGAUAUAGUUGAAAACUGGUUUGAAAGUUAUGAAUUGAUACUACAUAUGUUCACUGCCUUCAUAAUCAACAGGAAUAGUUCUUUCUGUCAAAAUGCAAGCAGAAAGAAAAGUUAAUGAACUAGAGAAAGAAAACAGUGCAUUAAAAGAAGAAGUUGAGCAUUUAAAGACCAAAUGUGCUCUGUUAGAGGUAUGGUAUAUCUGAUAACUAUAAACUACUUUAGGAAGGACACAUGAUAUAACAUACUGAAUUCUUGUUGAUUUAUAGAUUUAUGUCCCAGCAUUGAUUUUUUUGACUUAUUUCUGUAAAACACAAAAGCCAAAUAAUACAGACUGCCCAAACAAAUUACAUUCUAAUAAAUUCCAAUGAACCUAUGACCAAGAUCUUUAGAGCCCAUGGGAGUACUCCAGAUUCAAAGGCACAGGGAUGAUCGAAGGAUCGUCUUAAAUUUAAAAUUCAUUAUGUUUGGAUUUUUUGAGUAAGAAGAUUUUAGCAGGACAUUUUGCUUUCCCAGUUGUUUUUGCAAAAAGCAUACAUCACUAUUAAUCAGUUAAGGCCAGUAUUAUGGCUUGGGGGAAUUUUUGUUGAAAAAUCACAUCUAUAGCAGUGGCAGAUCCAGACCUUUAGAUAAGGGGGGUGGGGGCAGUCAUCCAGACCCUGAGAUAAGCGAGGGGAGGGCCCGGUCUCAAAAAAAGAAUUUUUUUCUGGUCUAAAAAUCAGGGGGAGCCCAGGCCCAGGUUCCAACCUAUUCUCUGAGUGGUUUAUCCCUACCAUAGUACUCUGGUUUUCCCUGAAACCAACAUUUUCAAAUUCCAACUCAAUCUGAAAUGCAUGAACAUCUUCAAACAAGUUCCUCAGAGCUUCCACGUUAGCAGCUCCUUGAAAGCUCAAAGCCAACUGGUUUGCUACCUAAACUGGAAAACAAUGGAAAACAAUGGUACAUGUAGACAAUGAAUUACCAUUAUUUAAAAGAAAAAAUCAGGAAAGACCUUACGAGUAGCUCAUAUAUUACUGCUCCCUAGUGUUUCUUGGGUAAAUUAUAUGUACAUUUUUAAUUCUUUCUUCUUCUUUUUUUUGUUUUCGUCAUUUCAGUCUGAAUUGAAGACAUUUAAAGGAGAGCCAAGUCAAUAA